Molecule: messenger RNA, 1359 nt
Organism: Aureococcus anophagefferens
Lineage: Eukaryota; Pelagophyceae; Pelagomonadales; Pelagomonadaceae
Gene: AMT7
Product: putative ammonium transporter
Exons: 1
Coding region: 1-1359 (452 amino acids)
Biological process (GO): ammonium homeostasis; ammonium transmembrane transport
Cellular component (GO): membrane
Molecular function (GO): ammonium channel activity
Source: RefSeq, a predicted model, not a curated record
AUGAUCGCCGACGCGUCUGCGAACUCCACGGCCGCGGCGGACACGCACUGGGUGCUCUACUGCGGCACGCUGGUCUUCCUCAUGCAGGCGGGCUUCGCCAUGCUCUGCGCGGGGUCCAUCCGCGCGAAGAACGCGCAGAACAUCCUGCUCAAGAACCUGCUGGACGCGUGCGUCGGGGCCAUCUGGUUCUGGAUGACGGGCUACGGCUUCGCCUACGGCGCGCGCACCGACAGCCAGUGGGGCAAUUGGUUCAUCGGCAACGACCUGUUCUUCCUCAACGGCCAGGGCUUCGUGACGAAGGACGCGUUCCACAACUGGUUCUUCCAGUUCGCCUUCGCCGCGACGGCUGCGACGAUCGUCUCCGGCGCCGUCGCGGAGCGGUGCUCCAUGGUCGCGUACGCGGGCUACAGCGCGUUCCUGACGGGCUUCGUCUACCCCGUCGUCGCCCACUGGAUCUGGAGCGGCGACGGCUGGCUCAGCGCGUUCAUCCACGACCCCAUCUUCAACGUGGGCGUCGUCGACUUCGCGGGCUGCGGCGUCGUGCACAUGGUCGGCGGCGCGGCCGCGGGCGUCGGCGCGUACAUCCUGGGCCCGCGCCUCGGCCGCUUUGGCGGCGAGAACGCGGGGCCCAUCAAGGGCCACUCCAUGCCCCUCGUCGUCAUCGGCACGUUCCUCCUCUGGGUCGGCUGGUACGGCUUCAACCCGGGGUCGACGCUCGUCAUCGUCGACGCGGACGUCGUCGCCGCCAAGACGGCCGUGACGACGACGCUCGCGGCCGCGGCCGGGGGCGUGACGAACCUGUUCAUCCACUACAAGCUCACGCACACCUACGACGUCGCCGAGAUGUGCAACGGCAUCCUCGCGGGCCUCGUGUCCAUCACGUCCGCGUGCGCCGUCGUCGAGCCUUGGGCCGCGCUCGUCAUCGGCUUCGUCGGCGCGUGGGUCUACACGGCGGGGUCCAAGAUCCUCGUCGCCUACUAUAUCGACGACGCCGUCAACGCGACGCCGGUCCACUUCUUCGCCGGCGCGUGGGGCCUGCUCGCGCCCGCGUUCUUCGCGCGGCCCGAGAACAUGCGCGCCGCCUACGGCAACCACUCGCGCGCGGGCCUCUUCUACACCGGCGACUUCUCCAUGCUCGGCUGCCAGCUCCUCGCCCUCGUGAGCGUCACGGCCUGGGUCGUCGCGCUCAUGGGGCCCUUCUUCCUCGCGAUGAACCGGUUCGGCCUCUUCCGCGUCCCCGAGGACAUGGAGAUCGACGGCCUCGACAGCUCGAAACACGGCGGGUCCGCGUACGGCUUCGACCUCGAGGCCAAGGUCGUUCCCGCCGCGACCACCGCUCCCGCUCCCGCGGAGGUCUGA